CAAAAACAGGUGCAAUAAAGUGUGCUGAACUGAGAGCGUACUUUAUUUUACAGCCAAAUCAAAAUGUUUAUAGCCAUAUAUGCCGUUCUCUUCUCUCUGGUCACAGAAGCUGUUCUGGGAGUGAAACUGGAGCAAAAAGAUCUCUCCAUGACUAAAGAGGAGGGCAAAAGUGUGUAUAUCAGCUGCAGUGUGACCGACUUAUCCAGAGAUUAUGUCCACUGGUACCAAAAGAAAGAAGGUGAAGCUCUCACAAGGAUCCUGUAUGUCAAAAGUGGAAGCAAAGCUGUUCCUGAUAAUAACCAUCCUGAUGCAAAGGACUUCGAUGUGAGAAUAAAGUCUGGUAAUUAUGAUCUGAAGAUAGCAAACCCGAAGAAAAGUCACUCAGCAGUUUAUUACUGCGCCAGCUGGGACAGCACCCACAGUGACAGCAAAUAUUCAAAGUGUGUACAAAAACCCUGAUGGUACACAACCACAACAGGAAAUGAUAUGAAGUGAGAAAAUGUGAAUACACACAUGUCAAACUCUACAGGAAUCUCAAAAAUAUUCCU
Molecule: messenger RNA, 548 nt
Organism: Pangasianodon hypophthalmus (striped catfish)
Lineage: Eukaryota; Metazoa; Chordata; Actinopteri; Siluriformes; Pangasiidae
Product: T cell receptor alpha variable 5
Exons: 2
Coding region: 64-459 (131 amino acids)
Source: RefSeq, a predicted model, not a curated record